CUCCAGGAACGGGAAGUAGAGGGUCUGCAGGAAGAGCAGAUGAACACUCUCUACUAAACUCUACACUUUGUUGAAUGUGCGUUCAACGGCUGGUGUGUAUAUUGUCUCGAGUCUGGAUGAGGUGUGUCCAGCAGUAGGAGUGUGUGCUGUUGAUGGGGCUUUCAGCGUGAGGAUGAGCGACUCGUUAGAGAGGACCACAGACUCCCCCCUGUCUCGCCCCUUGGAAAAAGCCCCGGGCGAGACCUCCGACCCUGGGCAGGAGGAGGGCGAGGAGGAGGGGGGCGAUGGAGACGGGAUGCGCUGGGAGGACGGAGGUCUGUCCGUGGAGCUGCAGAGGGGGAUGGAGACACUUCGUGUGAGUGGAGAGCUGACCGAUGUGACUCUGAGAGUCCAGGAACAAGACUUUCCCUGCCACAGAGCUGUGUUGGCUGCCGCCAGCUAUUACUACAGGGCGAUGUUCUGCAGUGGUCUGAAAGAGAGCCGUGAGGACCUGGUGGAGAUUAAGGGUGUGGACAGUGAGACCAUGAAGACCCUGCUGGACUACACAUACACCAGCCGAGCCCACAUCACCCACACCAACGUCCAGAGAACACUUGAGGCCGCCAGCUUGUUCCAAUUUCCCCGUGUAGUGGAAGUCUGUGCAGAGUUCCUGGCUGACUGUCUCCAGCCGGAGAGCUGUGUGGGUGUGCUUCUCCUGGCAGAGGCCCACUCCCUGCCUGCUCUGAGGGACAGGGUCCUGGGUUACUUGGUCAGAGAGUUCUCCAGUGUGGUCCAGCAGGAGGAGUUUGUGGAGCUGCCAGUGAGGGCGCUGGAGAGCGCCCUGAUGAGCGACAACCUGGGAGUCACACAGGAGGAAAUUGUGUUUGAGGCCCUGAUGCGCUGGGUGCGGGCGCGGAAGGACGAGCGCAGCCACUUCCUGGCGGGCCUCCUGUCACACGUGCGCCUGCCACUGCUGGAGCCGGCUUUCUUCCUGGAAAAAGUGGAGGCCGACAAGCUGAUUCGCCGCUGCGACAAGGCCUUCCCCCUGCUACAGGAGGCCCGCUCCUACCACCUGUCGGGCAACGAGGUGGUCUCGGAGCGAACCAAGCCCCGUUUGCAGCACUUCCUGUCCGAGGUGUUCAUGAUCAUCGGAGGCUGCACUAAAGAGGAGCGGUUCGUUGCCACGGUGACCUGCUUUGACCCCCUGCGCCGCAGCAGGUUAGAGGUCGCCAAGCUGCCGUUCACGGAGAUGGAGGAGGAGUCUCACAACCGGAAGUGGGUGGAGUUUGCAUGUGUGACCUUCAGGAAUGAGGUGUUCAUUUCUGGAGGGAAAGAGACGCAGCAUGAGGCGUGGAAGUACAACGGUGCCCUGGAUAGGUGGAUCCCCAUUGAGCCCUUGGCAACUGGACGCUGGAGACACAAGAUGGCAGUUCAUGGGGGAAAAGUGUACGCACUGGGCGGGUUCGGAGGGACUCAGAGACUCACUAGUGUGGAGGCCUACGAACCCUUUCACAACCGCUGGACACAGGCCCCACCCCUCCUGUUAGGUGUGAGCUCAUUCUCUGCAGCAAGUUUCGACAAGUGGAUCUUUGUGAUUGGAGGCGGGCCAAAUGGGAAGGUGGCCACUGAUAGGCUGCAGUGCUGGGAGCCGGGGACCAAGAGCUGGAGCAUGAGGUCUCCCAUGCCCGUCGAGGCCAAGUGUACCAAUGCAGUCACGUUCAGAGAACACAUUUACAUAGUUGGGGGGGCCAUGCAGGCCCUGUACUGUUACGCCCCCCAGACAGACACCUGGUCUUUGGUGACCCAGCUGGGCGACAGGGCGAGCUGUGCCAUCGCCUCCUGCAACAACAAACUCUUUAUCACCGGUGGUCGUGACGACAAGAACCAGGUCAUCUCCACGGUGAUGUGCUGGGAUCCCGUCACAUCAACGAUGACCGAAGAGUGUGUGUUACCACUCGGAGUAUCUCACCAUGGGAGCGUCACACUCCACAAGUCCUACACACACAUACGAAGGAUAGCAACUGGGCCGGUGUGAGGGGGGGGGGGCUGUUGAUGUGAGAAGUCACAUGUGGUGAAACGAUAUGGGUGGGAGGAGCCUGGACUGUGUGUGUGUGUGCGUGUGUGUGUGUGUGUGUGGUUGUCAGCAUUUAUACUUGAUUGCACUUAUUCUUAGUUGCCGGAUAUAAAAACAUCUGCCAAAUGAGUAAAUGUAAUGCUGAGAUUUCUACCAUACAGAGUCAGUAACACAUUCGAACGGUUAGCAAACCACUAAAUGGAUUUUAAUGUACACUCACAUUAAAUGUCUUUUCACGCCCCAAUGCAGGAGUGUUUAAUUACAAAGCCAGUUUGAUCCCAUCGCUCCACUGUACGUCUGUUUGAGGUUCCCACUCAAACCAGUGUGUUCACACUGGUUCACUCCCUCACAUACCUCUGUCAUUCACACAUGUACAGUCAUGUGGUUACUAUGAAGAAACACCUGUAGUCUGGGUACCAGUCUCUCUAGCAACCAUUCCACUCCCUUGGGUCCAUGGGUCAAGUAUUUUAUCAAUCAAAUGUGGCUCAUUACACAGAGUUCCAAGAGUGAUAUUUCAGCUAAAGAUACUGGUCUACCCAUUAUUCUGAUGUUAUCUCACUCACACACACACGUGAGCACUCUCUCUUUCACUCA
Molecule: messenger RNA, 2647 nt
Organism: Esox lucius (northern pike)
Lineage: Eukaryota; Metazoa; Chordata; Actinopteri; Esociformes; Esocidae
Gene: klhl6
Product: kelch-like family member 6
Exons: 8
Coding region: 173-2014 (613 amino acids)
Molecular function (GO): protein binding
Source: RefSeq, a predicted model, not a curated record